This is a messenger RNA of Rana temporaria (common frog), 1756 nucleotides long. Its product is annotated as zinc metalloproteinase-disintegrin-like bothrojarin-1. Gene Ontology annotation, cellular component: plasma membrane. The record is from RefSeq and is a predicted model, not a curated record. Gene Ontology annotation, molecular function: metalloendopeptidase activity. NCBI's taxonomy places the organism in Eukaryota, Metazoa, Chordata, Amphibia, Anura, Ranidae. Gene Ontology annotation, biological process: proteolysis.
AGCUACGCGAUUACGUUUGCGAAACACGUUGACGUCACAGCUCCUGGACGCCACAUUCCACUCCCCGGAUCAGUGGGGGAUACGUAGAGACACAGAGCGGCUGAUUUUUCUGCGGCGGCAACGAGCGGUCUUCACUCGCCACUUGGAGCCAGAGUGACAGCAUUCAGCAUCCAUCCACCCAGCGUCCUUCUAUCCACCAUCUCCAGGCCGAUAUACAGGUUUAAUAUAGCCUUGUGCUCUAGGCAGCCCCCUCCCAACACUUGGAGGAUGAGCGAGCCUAAACCUUUCCUGUGACUACGGAAGCGGAUCACAGCAGUUCAAAAGUUUCUGUUGCAUCCACUUUAGUCCAUGAGAUGGGCCAUAACCUGGGAAUGAAUCAUGAUAACAGGAAUUGCUCAUGUUCCGCAGGGUCUUGCUUCAUGUCACCAGUUCUCAGCAAUCUGCCCCCUACUAAGUUUACUCAAUGCAGCAUGAACCAGUUUAUGACUUAUCUCCUGAAGCUGUCAUUUGAGUGUCUGAUGAAUAAACCCAAAAUAGGAAGAUUUAUAUCCCCACCAUUCUGUGGAAACAACUUAAUCGAGAAUGGAGAGCAGUGUGACUGUGGAGCUGAAAAGGAAUGCACCAAUCCUUGCUGUGAUGCCUCCACAUGUAAAUUGAGAGCAGGAGCUGUAUGUGCAGAUGGGGAAUGCUGCGAGAAAUGUCAGUUUAAGAAAGCGGGAAGCAUGUGCCAACAUAGCUUUAAUGAGUGUGACCUUCCAGACACAUGUGAUGGGAAAUCCAAUCGUUGCCUCGAUUUGUUCAAAAAAGAUGGCACCUCUUGUAUGGAUGGCCAAGGGUAUUGUCUAUAUGGAAAGUGUCCUACAUUGAAAAACCAGUGCAUUAACCUGUGGGGUUCAGAUGUUCUUGUAGGUGCUGAUCGCUGCUUUGACUACAACUUAAGAGGCAAAAACUAUGGAUACUGUACUCAGUCAGGGAACAUAUAUCUACCAUGUUCUUCUUCGGAUAUAAAAUGUGGUGUUCUAUACUGCUCUGGUGGAAACAAAGAUCCUAGUGUCAAUGCCGCCGUAGCUACAAUUGAUUCUUGCAAGGCUGCCCUGCACCCAUCUGGAAUGGUACAGAAUGGAACAAGGUGUGGAGAGGAGAAGGUCUGCUACAUGGGAGCGUGCACAAGCAAAGAAGCUGUAUAUGAGUCCCUGGCCUGUAAUGCUGAGUGCCCUGGUCAAGUGACGUGUAACCAGGCGGGAGAGUGUUAUUGUAAAGAAGAGCAACCCAAUCCCAAAUGUGCCAUCUCUGGUGUCUAGAAAAGUAAAAAAAAAAGUGAUGCCCAAUGAACUGGCGACAACUCCAUGGAGCUUUACAGAUGUGCUGGAAACUAGAAGAAAAUAAUGAAAAUCUCAUGAAACAAACACAGAAUAUUUCCUUUUCCCUUGCAUCCCCCCACUUCUCUCUAUACUAGCUUAUUUGAUGUCUUUUCUAUCUCCUGAUGACUAUUAUACUAUAAGCAGUCUUUUCUUUAUACAUCGGCGGUAAACACUAAAUACUGUUAAAUUGUACUGCAUAGAAAUAAUCAGUUGGCAUCUACAGACUGUGAAUGUAUUAGAGAUAUGAGAAAUUCUGACUGCACCCCUCACUUCCUCUAUAUGUAUCUGAUUGUUACUAUUUGCCUGUACUCUUCCUUCAAUCAUCAGCUGUAUUCUACCGUAUGUUGUGCAUUACUAUGCUUAUUACCUUCAAUAAAAAUGAUUGCAACACAAAA